Messenger RNA from Daphnia pulex (common water flea), 3274 nucleotides. RefSeq lists its product as uncharacterized. NCBI's taxonomy places the organism in Eukaryota, Metazoa, Arthropoda, Branchiopoda, Diplostraca, Daphniidae. The record is from RefSeq and is a predicted model, not a curated record. Gene Ontology annotation, molecular function: protein binding. Bases 897 to 3158 code for a protein of 753 amino acids. The transcript is spliced from 2 exons.
ACGGUUGACGGAAUUGGGUCUCUGAUGGGUUUUCACUAUGAUGACAAAAGAUGAGGUAUGUGGUUAGGGAUAUUAUACGAAUCAAUCAGCCUUCCGUGCGUCACGGUUGGCAUCCUAGGCGGCGUGGUACCGAAGCGCAACAGCCGCUUCGGUCUCAACUCUAAUACUCACCCCAAAAAAUGAGUGAAAAACUUCUAGUUAUAGUAAUAACGCAGCUAAUUAGACUUAUUUGCCUGAUUCCAGUGAAGAAAACAAGUCAGUAUAAUAUCAAGUUUGACAGCGUGACCUAUUCAACCAAGUAUUCAACUUUGCACUAUGGAUCACGAACUUAUUUUUGCAUGCAUGGCGGCAUUUGUGAUCUCAUGUCCAUGGUGCUGUACAUGUUGUUGUGGAAAAAAGAAACAGCAACAGGAAAACAACCUACCUGUAACUACACAAAUGGAUCAAUUCUGAUGGUGGUCGAAAUUCCAAAUGUAUUGUGACACAAUGUGACGCAACAUGUUGUGCAACAUGUGUUGCGACACACUGCCCUAAUUGCCGUUGCGCAAUUCACCCACCAAGCGGCCACAUUGCAAACUACACCGAUCGGCGCCAGUCAACUCAACUAUAACGUUGAAUUGAAACGAUUAUCAAAUUAAAUUGUAUUACUCUGCAUGAAAUAAAACUGUUGGUUAAUAUUUGAAAAAUUAAAACGUAUUCAACGCCAAAAAAUUCAAGUUAAUCGGUUGGCACAUUUUCGAGAUAUCAUCGUAAUUGCAGGAGGAGGUCGACUUGCCAACAAAAACUGGCUCUUCCCGUUGAUAUAAAAAGGAUCGAAAAUCUGAAGGAUCCCAUCGUUUAUCUUAACUGUGUUCUUCUAGAUAUAACGUAACUUGUCUUUAACCUGUGCAAACAAGAUGGAGGAAUCUCGUGAGAAAGUCAAAAUGGUUUGGCGAAAGAUUUGGCGAAGAUUUUGGUCCGACGAAGAUUAUCCGAUGGAAAUGAUCAAGAAAUGGCGAAAAGUGUUGAGGCGUGUCCCGGCAAAUUAUACGCCACCAGCCUCGUAUCCACUCCCUUCAACGGAUCCCCAGCUCAUCACUUACGAGGACUGCGAGGCAUUUUUCCAGGCUGUAACCGGAGGAUCCAGUCAAGAUGUGACUGACAUUCUGCAAACCCACGGGCCGGCAGUGACCACCGAAUUGUCGACAUCGUACAACGAACACGGGCAGACGCCGCUGCUGGUGGCCAUCCAGCUGGGAAAUUUGGAAAUGGUUCAAUUCUUGGUUGACAAACUGGACGUUCCCAUCGUGCAAAUCGGACGAUUCGUGUGCGGUGGCGUCGAAUACCUGGACGUCCCAGCACUGUACGCGGCUAUCGUUUGCGGAGAGCUGGACAUUGCCGCCUACCUCCUUACCGCGGAAGUGAGAUCACAUCAAACCGACCCAAUGAUCGAUUCCAUCGUCUCCAGUCCCAACGGCCGACAAGAGAAGAUCAACAUUCUGGAACUGAUGGGCGCAGUCAAUUUUUACUUUUACGAAACGCAUCCAGCCCCGCAAAACGGCCUCAAGUACUGGAGAGCAGCCCUGCAUCUUCGUCACUCGACAGCGGCUGACGAGCCGGAUCUACCCAAAACUAUUCUUCCAUCAGAAGCUGGCCUGGCUUUCGGCUUGACGUCCGAGUUUACCACAUUGGAACAACUGGAGCAGCUCUCCAGCAACACCUUCGAGCUCUUCACCCAGGGACUUUUGGUCAGCCAGCGAGUGCUGGACAUGGUGCAUCCUGAUGGUCCGCACAUCUUUAAUCUCACCUACUUGUGCCGAUGCGCUUCCGUCUAUUCCUUCGGCCAGCAAGAGCAGAGCGGCGAGGCCAUCAUCCGCGCGUUGAGGCUCUUUCUGCAGCAAUCGGAGCAAGGACUCGAGUGGAAGGGAUGGAAGACGAGUCGUAUAGUCAACUGGGCCUUGGACAUCAUGACGAAAAGUGUCGCCCAUCUACGACAGAAGAAGCCGGCCGGCCAGGAAGAAUUCCCGUUUGCCAGUCUGAUGGCCACCUUCGAUUUCGCUUGCAGUUACAUGUCCCAUCUGCAGGCAAAUCGCAGACUCGAGAACAUCUACCCCAACACUCUGGUCAGUCUGGCCGGUUUCAUCGUCGAACUGAUUUUCUGGGCCAGCGAGAUGACGCCACAAUGGAGCCACCAGGAUCGCCAACAGUUUGAGCGCAGUCUGUCGCUCUUCAUCGCCAAGGAUCACCGGUGGGGAAACGCCAAUCAGAAUCUCCUGCACACCAUUUGCAAUCUGACGAGUCUCGGUCACAUGCUGGUCGCUGAAAUUCCUCAAGACAUGGAUGACAAUGACGACAGCAGCAGCAGCAGCAGCGACUCCGGGAGCCAAGUGUCCGGCUCACUCACCGGCAGCUAUGGCCACAGUGAUGAUGGGCUAGACGACAACAGCGAAUUUGACUGGAGCAACUACAAUGAUGAGAGCGACCUGGACAGCAGUAGCGACUGUGAUGCUGACGCUGGCGGCGACUUGAUUGACAGCCCUGAUAUUAGCCCUGCUGAUGGUGAUGAGAGCCAAAAUGUGCGUGACGACGACGUUUCUAAUUUGUCGGAGGAUGAAGUCAUUGAUCCAUACGACUACGACUACAGCACUGACGUGAGCGGAUGUCCGUCGUGUGCCCAUCACCGAGAUGCUCAGAUGUGGUCGGACGAACGUGACGACGCGGAAUUUGUGGAAGUGAUGAGUAACCAUGGCGACGAGGAAGAGCCGACUAUUACUCGGGCCGAGGAUUCGCAGCUGCUUCUGUCUGUGACCCGGUUGAUCCUUGGACUCGGAGCCGAUCCCAACGCCGCCAACCUGUACGGAUCGACUCCCCUCCACUUGCUGGCCAUGAAUCGUGACAGCGUUAUUGCCCAAUCUUGGCUGCUGCUGGAAUACGGGGCCCGCAUUGACCAGCAGCAAUUGAACCAAAGCAACUGGACACCCUUGAUGCUCUUCCAGCAAUGGCAAAGUCAACUCGCCAGUCAGGGCCAUCCCGAUCCUGACCUUCAAUUUAUCAUCAACUACGUCCCGCCACCGUCUCUGAGGUGUUUGGCUUCUCAAGUCUUGCACAAAAGUGGAAUUCUAUUCGACGAGGACCAGGUUCCGCCCGCUCUACGCCACUUUCUUCAGUCAAUAAUUUAAUAAGACGCCGAUUGGAAUUAUUGUCAAGAAUUUCCAAGAUUAAAUUUCUCAGCUGUUUUCUUUCAGUUUUGGUCAGCACUGUUUCCGUCAGUUGAUUUCAAUACAUUUCUUUUAAA